UUAAUGUAAGAAUUUUUAUUUACACUUCUUUUUGCUCAAGGCUAAUUCUGCCUAGGUAAAGUCAAAAUCAUUAAAGUGUGGCUAAUAGGAGAUUUUCUAAUAUACACUCCAGUCAAUUCUGUUCCCUCAAAUUCUCAAGUGGAUUUGUGAAGGCAUCAAGAUGCUCACUCCAAUGAUGCAGAUCAUAUAGCUCCCCCAUAUUUGUUCAUAUCAUGCAAAUCUUAUCCAUGUACUUUUUAAAAUUUCAAUUUUAUUUUCAGUUCUGUUCCCCUCCUCCUAUCUCUCCUUCCCAUACCCUUUAAAAAAAAAGCAAAAAAAAAAAAAAAAAAAGAUCAAAAGCUGUUACAAAUAUGUAUCAACCAAAACAAAUUCCCACACGUCAUGUUUCUGUGUGUAUGUUAUAUCUGUAUAUUAAUCUGCACUCUGAGCCCAUUGCCUCUCCCUCUGGAGAUGGGUAACAUAUUUUGUCACAAAUAUUCUGGAAUUGUAGUUGGUCAUUGUAUUGAUUAGAACUCCUACAUUUUUCAAGGCUGAUUAUCUUCAUGAUAUUGCUGUUAGUGUAUUAAUUGCUCUCCUGGUUCUUCUCACUUUACUUGGCUUCAGUCCAUACAAUUCUUCCCAGGUUUCUCUGAAAUCAUUCCUUUUAUCAUUUCUUGCAGAACAACAGUAUUUCAUCACAUUCAUAUUGCCAUCCUCAGUUUCUAAUUCUUUGCCAUCACAAAAGAGGUCAUAUAAAUAUUUUUGUAGAUAAAAGUCCUUUUCUUCUUUGAUCUCUUUCAGGAAUAGACAUAUUAGCAGCAUUUCCCAGUUUAAAAGUAUGCAUAAUUUAAUAGUUUUUAGGACAUGAUUUCUCCAACAAUACAUUAGUGUAUCUAUUUUUCCAGUCUUUCAAACAUCUGUUAUAUUCUUUUUUUUUUUUUUUUGCCACCUUUACCAAUAAGUGUGAAGUAGUUGCUUUAAUUCCCAUUUUGUUAUUAGUGACUUAGGGGAUUUUUUUCAUAUUGUCUUUUUUUUUUUUUUGUCAAAGGGAAUCCACUCACUGUUCUGGAAUUUUUAUUUUUUCUCGACAUUAGUCAAUCAAUAAAUACUUAUUAGACAUUUACUAUGUACCAGUCACCAUACUAAUCACAGGGCAAAUAAGAAAAAUAUAGUCACUGUCCUUAAGGAACUUACAAUCUAAUGGGAGAAAAUGACAUAUAAAAGAAAGCUGAAAAGGCAAGGAUUUUGACACAGGAUUAUGGGGGAGAAGUCAAAGAAGUACAAAACCAGUGCUACUGGAGGAGUCAAAAAAGUCCAAAAUGAAUACAGCCAGGUGGGGAAAGAGGAAGAUGUCUACCCUGCCCUCUCUUCUUAAGUGGAAGAAUUUUUGGCUUAAUCCUCCAAAUUGGAGGGACAGAGGGUACUGAUGAAGUAUGAGUAACAAAGUUGAUGGAAUCUUGCAAGAUGAUAUUAGCAUGAGGCCAGCCCUUUUCUUCCUACUAUAGUCAUUUCAUUGUAGUCUCGUUUUUCUUUCUUGUCUUCUGGAUUAUUUUAAUUUUCAACUUUUCAGAAACUUAUCAUUCAAGUCCUAAUUAUCACCCAAGAAGCCCGAUUUCCCUCACUGACAAGUGAAAAAUCAUAAAACCCAUUGUAUUUAGCUGACUUCAGAGCAUCAGGCCAUGCUUCCAAACUUGAUGGCAGUCAUCUAAUUGCCAAUUUCCCUGCUGCUUCACAGACUCUUCCUUCUAUCCUGUAGCUUUCCUCUUGUUCUGGGAAAUGUAAUCAAAGCAAUAUCGCCAUUGCUUCUGAAAAGGGGGUAUCAAUCAUUUACCCUAAGGCUCCAUUAUCUAUCUUUGUGACUUCUCAGACCAAAGUACCUCCCUAGCCACCUCUUCUUUGUAGGUUUUAUUUACCCCUGAUAAAUAAAUUCCUUGAAAGCAGGGAUCAACUCUUUUUUGUAUUUGUAUUUUUAGGGUUAACACAGUACCUGGCACAUAGUAGAUACUUAAUGUUACUGACUGAUUCACCAUCCGCUUUUUCCACAAUCUGUUCUAAAAUGUUUCUAGAAAUCUACGUCAAUCUCGGUGGUCUAUUCACAAAUUUUGUCUUUUCCCCUUUUUUGAAAAUCUAGACAUUACUCCUUUCCAGUCUGGUGGCAUCUUCCUCCUUUUUCACGCUUUCAAAUAUUAGUGGCAAUGUUUCAUCAAUCAUAUCAAUCUUUCAAUCAAUAAGCACGUGUCAAACACCUGCAGGAACCCGGGCCACCAAGUAGGGCAACUAGGUGUUCCUUUCCCAGCUCUUUACUGAAUCUUGGACAUAACCUCCCCAUUUACUGAGCAAGCGUUCCUUGCCGGGAAAGAGCUUCCGUCCUACUGGAGAGCUUCAGCACCCAGGCCUAAUGGCAAGCGUCAGGGGUUGGGAGGGUUAGGACAACGUUCCAGGCUUGAGUGGCAGGCUGCAGGUACGGAUGCUGGGAGGCAGGAAGAAGCUCCACCAUUCCAUGGGCUCCAAAGGAAACCGUGCUCACGCUCCUCAGCUAAAUCGAGGGGUUUUGUCUCUUCGUUUCCUCCCUCCCAGAGUGCUACGCUGAGAAUAGUCCGGGGCGGGAAGGCUGAGGCUGGGUUUUUGUGCCGCGAGUUUUGAGCAGAAACCAACGACAACAACAACAAAUCCUUAGGUUUCACAGGACAACGAUAUCUAUGUCCAUCCCUCGGACCUGCCCCGGGUGCAAACCCGAGGCCGUCCGGGAUACAGCAGGGGGCGCCGGCGGCUCCCAAAGGCCAAGACUAGGACUCGAUCGAGGCCAGACGCCGCAGCCUAGCGUUCCGGGUCGGGGUGGAGGUCGCCCACCUAAUCCCACUGCUCGCUAAACCCCAUCCCGACAGGAGGUGUCCCCCGGUCUCCCGCCUUCUCCCGCUCCGGCUCCGCCCUCUGCCUCUCCAGCUCCGCCCCACUGCCCAGCCCCGGCCAAGCUCCGCCCCAUGGCCGGCCCGGCUCCGCCCUUUCGCAGACCCAGCCCAGCCCGGCCCCCCGCCCGCGGGUGACGGGUAACGGUUACAAAGCAUUUUCUCCCGCCGCCGUUUUUGCUUAGUCAUUGCCUUCCAGGAAACAGAAGCUCCCGCGAGCCAGGCCCAGACUCCCGCGGCUAAGGCUCCGGUCCCGGUGACGGUCCCAGUCCUGAGGCUGCAGCGGCCGCUCCCGCCAUCCGCGCGGCCUCCCUACGGACCCUCCCCUCGCUCCGUCCCCUCCCUCGGCUCCUCUGGGUAGCGCUCGCAGACCCUUCCUCCGCCCCCCGCCGCUCUCCGGGUGGCCCGAACUCAGCCCGCGCCGGGCUCCGGCGGGCCCCAAAGCCUCCGCCAUGGGCACGGACAGCCGCGCCGCCGGGCUCCUGCUGCGCCAGGCCAGCACCCUGCACCUGCAGACCGGCAACCUGCUCAACUGGGGCCGCCUGCGGAAGAAGUGCCCGUCCAGCCACCGCGAGGAGCUACGAGAUUGUAUUCAGAAAACCCUGAAUGAAUGGAGCUCCCAAAUCAGCCCUGAUUUAGUUCGUGAGCUGCCAGAUGUCUUGGAAUGUACUGUAGCUCAUGCAGUAGAAAAGAUAAACCCUGAUGAAAGAGAAGAGAUGAAAGUUUCUGCAAAACUGUUUAUUGUAGGAUCAAACUCUUCAUCAAUGAGAAGUGCAGUUGAAAUGGCAUGCUCUGCUCUGGGAAUUGCUCAGCUGGAUUCUGUGAUCAUUGCUUCACCCCCUGUUGAAGAUGGAGUUAAUCUUGCCUUGGAGCAUCUACAGCCUUAUUGGGAAGAACUAGAGAACUUGGUUCAGAACAAAAAGGUCGUGGCCAUAGGGACCUCUGACCUGGACAAAGCCCAGUUGGAGCAGCUAUACCAAUGGGCACAGGUAAAGCCAAAUAGUAACCAAGUUAAUCUUGCCUCCUGCUGUGUGAUGCCACCUGAUUUAACAGCAUUUGCUAAGGAAUUUGACAUCCAGCUAUUAACGCAUAAUGAUCCCAAAGAAUUGCUUUCUGAAGCAAGUUUCCAAGAAGCUCUUCAGGAGAGUCUCCCCGACAUCCGAGCAAAUGAGUGGGUUCCCCUGUGGGUACUUCGAUAUUCAGUCAUUGUUAAAAGCAGAGGAAUUAUCAAAUCAAAAGGCUACAUCAUCCAGGCCAAAAGAAGAGAUUCUUAAUCUUUCAUUGGACAGCCUACUGAUUUUACACAGCAAAAAAGUAAUUUUUUUCAAAUCAAAAAUUCCUAAGAUAUAAAAACCAAAAGUUAUAAACUUUAAAUUGGGUCAGUGAGGCAAAGAAUCUAGUCAUGGUUUGACACAGGAUGUUUUCAGGUACUGUAUGCUCCUGUCUCUAGACCAGUUCACUCACAUAUGAAACAUUGUAUUGUUUUCAUUAAACUAUUGUUUUCUAAUAGAAAUUGUCUAUAAAAAAUACUUACAAUAUAGUCUUUAUUUUUAUGACUAAUAUAAAUCAAGAAAAUUGUUGCUAGAUAUAUUUUGGCCAUAGGCAUCAGGGUAAAAUAGAUAUAGAUAGAUUUUUUAUUAACCAAGAAAAAUUCAUUAAUUCUUAAGGCCACAAGGAGGUUUAAGUGUAGUUCAAAAACUAAAACACUGGAGAAGUUUUUUUAUAUCACUAAUUAAAAUUUCAUCUCAAAAUAAAUAGAGUAGCUGGACUCUGCUAUACUAUAGAUUUUUUUUUUUUCCUUUUCAAUAUUUGGUGAAAAUUUAACAUUUUCUCCUUGGCACUAUGACCCUUAUAAAUAAGCUAUAGUGAUUUAGCCUUGUUUGUGUGCCAUAUUUCUUCUCAUUUGUGUUUCUUAUAAAAAUAAACCAAUGUAACUGAAAAGAAACUGGUAGCAUUUUUUUUUAACACAAAUGACUAAGUUUUUUGGAAAACAACAAUCAGUCAGCUCCUGAUAAUCUUUACACCUCUUGAGCCAUCCUGAAAAGUAGGCUGUUCUCAGUCAGCUGAGUAUAUUAUGUGCCAAUGCCUAUUAAUGAUCACCACUCCACUGUUAGUGUAAAAGACAGCCUAGAAGAGGUGACAAAGCCACAAAUGGGAUUUUUAAAAUACCCUUAAUUCAGAGCCAAAGUUGUACUUAGUAAUUCUUUAAGUAUAAUCCAACUGUUCAAAAACAAGAAAUAAAAUAAUAGUAUUUUAAUAGUGGAAGGGACUCUUAAAAUCAUCUAAUUACAUUUUAUUCAUUUGCCAUUCAUUGAUUCUUAAGCUGAACUAGUUGUCAUAGGCAGUAGGCCUGAAUAUGAUUUGAAUAUGAUUUAAAAAUUUGUGUUAGUGAAAUAUUCUUUGGAUUGCAUCCAAUGUAUCUUACUCAUGAAGCCAGAGGAAAUUGCAGAACUUAUUUUGUUUCAGCUUUCUUAGUUUAGCUAAGAAAGAUCUAGAUAUAAAUAUACCAACAUUAAAAAUAUUAUAUACAUUCUUUCUAUCCCAAGAAUUUUUUUAUACUAGUAGGUAACUUAUUUGAUAAUAGGAAUUGCCUUGUUGAAAUCAGCCAUCUAACUAUAUUCCUAGAGAUGUAAUUAUUAUCUAGACUUUGAGCUUGCUUAAAAAGCCUUAUAGCAUUUUUAUAUUAACUUUUAAUAUUGUGUGUUCUGAAAAGCUAAGCAGUAGUUUUAGAAAUGUGAUACAUUUUUCCCAUCUAAUAUGUCUUUUAAACAAAAAGUUUACAAUAAUUGUUUAACUUGUAAAAUGAAAUAUUCUCAAAUUAUAGAAGUUAAAUGUGACGUUAAUUUUUUUUAACCUUGAGUAUGUAAAAACUACAGAUUGUUGGUUUUAGGUUUUUUGUUUUUAGUUGCAUUGGUGAUGUUUCUGCUGAACUCUAAAUACAUCUUGCCUUCUUUUGUUUGAAUUUUCUAAAGAAUAUAUACCCAUUCUCUGACGGGGAAGAAUCAUGGGUGUAAUUUUUUAAAAUGGACUUUUGUUGCUGAUUAACAAAUCCACUGUAGCUUAUUGAAUUUUUUAAGCCUUUAUAGUUAUCUUUGCUUUGUUUCCAUAAUUCUUUUUUCUAAAAAUAUUACAAGGUGAUUACCUUUCAAUUUUUAAAAAUAAAUAAAUAAAUAUAUACAUAUAUAUUUAGAAUUUGUUAAGAGUGACAAAGCUCCAACACUAAGAAUUAUAACACUAAAAAAAAACUUGAGUUUUUAUAAAAGUUAUCAAUAUCACAUGUGAAGAUUAUUUCUAUGGGACAUAUGUUCAAUGACAGAAAUAACAGUACUACCUUUUUCUAAUAAACUUUAUUAAAGAGGCUGGAAUGGUGGAAAUUUGAUUUUUCAAAAUAUAUCAAAGAGUUAUUAUAACAUGACUAGUAUAGUAUUGUGGCAUCAUGUGUAAAAUGGAUCUGUCUUGAACCUCAUCCAAGAAUUUUUAGUUUCCAGAAGGACCAAAGUCUCAUAACAUUAAUUCUGAAAACUACAUUACAAUAAGCCUCCAAUAUAAUACCUACUUAGAGAUUACUCUUUGAAAGAAAUUAAGUUAAAUCUUAAUUGGAAGUUCCUAUUUCAGACUUUAAAAAUAAGUCACUUGGAUGACUAAGUGUAAAAUAUAACACGAUAUUUUUCUCUAUUUGCAUGAUUGUCUUUUUUUUCCUAUUUCCUUGUUAAUGACUACCAUAAAAAGGACUUUGUUUUCCUAGAAGUACUGAUCAUACAAAGACGAUUCAAUUAUGUAUAUUGAUAACAAAUUUUUUAUUUUAACAUUCCCAUCUAUUAAGUGUAUUCUAUAUUUGGGGGAUGUAAACAGUGGACAGACCAAUGACGCCAUCAAGUAAUUUCUUUUCCAUUCAAGAUGUACAUUUAAAAGUCAUUUUAAACUAUUUAAUUGUGAUUUAAAAUUCUAGUUUUAAUAGACUGAUAAGUAUUCUUGUUAACAUCUAGAUAUUCAUUUUCAACUACAUAUUUUUUUCAGAGUUAACCGUAUAAUGUAUCAGACCUUUCUUUUUUUUUAUUGGCAGAUUUGUUAAGUUGGUGAAGGGUAGCUUGCUAGUGGUAUUUUUUUUAAAAAAAACAACAUGUAACAUGGCUUUCAUGAUAUUUUUAUAGUUCUUCAGAAUUACAGAUCUAUUUAAAAGGGGGAAAAUGCUUUAAGUUAGAUAGUUCUGCAUUUUCUUUAGUGUGCUAUAAAAUUAAGGUAAAAUAAAACAUUACAAUAUUUAUAAUAGUUUUAAAUUUUGCCUCAUGAAUUUAAUUAAUAAAAGUGUGAAUUGAA
Molecule: messenger RNA, 7202 nt
Organism: Antechinus flavipes (yellow-footed antechinus)
Lineage: Eukaryota; Metazoa; Chordata; Mammalia; Dasyuromorphia; Dasyuridae
Gene: GCLM
Product: glutamate-cysteine ligase modifier subunit
Exons: 7
Coding region: 3338-4159 (273 amino acids)
Biological process (GO): glutathione biosynthetic process
Cellular component (GO): glutamate-cysteine ligase complex
Molecular function (GO): enzyme regulator activity; glutamate-cysteine ligase catalytic subunit binding
Source: RefSeq, a predicted model, not a curated record